This is a messenger RNA of Carassius carassius (crucian carp), 1082 nucleotides long. RefSeq names its product H-2 class II histocompatibility antigen, A-U alpha chain-like. Gene Ontology annotation, cellular component: membrane; MHC class II protein complex. Gene Ontology annotation, biological process: antigen processing and presentation of exogenous peptide antigen via MHC class II; positive regulation of T cell activation; immunoglobulin production involved in immunoglobulin-mediated immune response. Bases 63 to 767 code for a protein of 234 amino acids. The record is from RefSeq and is a predicted model, not a curated record. The transcript has 4 exons. NCBI's taxonomy places the organism in Eukaryota, Metazoa, Chordata, Actinopteri, Cypriniformes, Cyprinidae. Gene Ontology annotation, molecular function: MHC class II protein complex binding.
UGCUAUCAUCAAACAAACAAAAAGAGUUUGUGUAGUGUUUGUACCAUUCAGCUCAGAGAAAGAUGGAGCUCUAUGUAUUUAUGUUCAUGCUUGCUGCACUCGUUUCUUCUGAGAACAAAGUUGUGCAUGAAGAUUACUUUUUAAUGGGAUGCUCUAAUACAGAGAAAGAACAUAUGUAUGGAAUGGAUGGAGAGGAACUGUACCAUUCAGACUUCAUUAAAGGAGAAGGAGUAGUUACUCUACCUGACUUUGCAGAUCCCAUCGGCUAUGAUGGAUUCUAUCAGCAAGGCUUAUCUGAAAUGCAAGUUUGCAAAGCAAACUUAGACGUAUCUAUCAAAGCUUAUAAAAAUCCACAAGAGAAAAUGGACAAACCUCAGACUUCCAUCUAUGCUGAGGAGGAUGUGCAACUGAAUGUUGAGAACACCCUCAUCUGUCAUGUGAAUGGAUUCUUCCCUCCACCUGUCAGGGUCACAUGGACUAAAAACAACGAGGCUUUAAAAGAAGACAGUCUAAGUCAGUAUCGCCCAAAUGAUGACGGCACUUACAACAUCUUCUCCAGUCUGACGUUCACACCUCAAGAGGGAGACAUUUACAGCUGCUCUGUGAAACACGUAGCUCUCGAUGAACCUCAGACCAAAACAUGGGAAGUGGAUGUUGCUGUGCCCGGUGUCGGUCCAGCUGUGUUCUGUGGAGUGGGUCUGUCUCUGGGGCUGCUGGGAGUCGCUGCUGGAACUUUCUUCCUCAUCAAAGGAAACAACUGCAACUGACAUCCCAGAUAUGGAAGCAAAGUUUGAAAAGAAAAUGUAUAUAGCGUGUAACAGGUCCUGCAAUUAAAGCCAGUUUCAUUUGGCUCCAGUGAAAGUUAAAACAGUAAUUCUGACCAUCAUUCUGUCACUCAUCACAUUGGUGACAGAAAACAUCUUUAUAUAGAAAUAGAUUCAUAAACACAUCAAUUUCAAUAUAAUCUUUAACAACAUUAAUAUUGCCUGAUAUUUCUAAUAAUGCACCAAUGAGGCAACAUCUUUGUUUGAAAUGUAACACCAUUUACACUUACAUACGGAUAGCUUAAAAUGAUAGAUAUA